AUGUUGUUAUUUGGGAAGUUGGUUUUAGGACAGAUCGAAAUUUUGAAAGAAAGACUUCACGAUGUUCAAACGGCCAACUAUGGGUCUGUUCUUGGAAGCGGACGUGCAGGAGCGGUGCACGUAGUUGAUCAUGGUCGAUAUUUCUCGGUGGAUCAUAAACGGAGGCUUGACGAAAUCCGUACCGCGUACGAACCAUACCAUGCCCCAGCUCACAUGUUCGACGUUGAUUCGACGGCAUUUGCAAAAAUGGAUGAACCGUGGCGCUUCCUUCACGGCUAUCACUGA
Marasmius oreades (fairy-ring Marasmius) is the source of this 285-nucleotide messenger RNA. RefSeq lists its product as uncharacterized. Lineage: Eukaryota; Fungi; Basidiomycota; Agaricomycetes; Agaricales; Marasmiaceae. The transcript is spliced from 2 exons. The record is from RefSeq and is a predicted model, not a curated record. Bases 1 to 285 code for a protein of 94 amino acids.